This is a messenger RNA of Dendrobium catenatum, 2077 nucleotides long. Its product is annotated as pentatricopeptide repeat-containing protein At2g46050, mitochondrial. The transcript has a single exon. The record is from RefSeq and is a predicted model, not a curated record. Gene Ontology annotation, biological process: RNA modification. Gene Ontology annotation, molecular function: RNA binding; protein binding. Lineage: Eukaryota; Viridiplantae; Streptophyta; Magnoliopsida; Asparagales; Orchidaceae. Bases 598 to 1923 code for a protein of 441 amino acids.
CCAAAAAAAAAUGUUUGCUAAAUCAUUAAAAAUCAAUCAUGCAAGCUCAGCAUGCUAUCUGGUAGAAGUGCUACAGGUCAGAUCUGUAGCUGAUUUGAUGGUCAAUUUGUGAACUGCUACAUUAGGGAAUAAGUCAUGCAUCCAGCAUAUGUCCAAUGACACGGAAUAGUAUUAUUUUGUUUGAAUUUAAAAUUUUAAAAUCAUAAUUAAUCUCUAGUUAAUGUAAUUAAUCAGUAAUAUGAUGGUUAAUAGUAUAAUCGCUACACAUCACUGAAAAAAAUAAUUAUAUAAGACCGGUAUUCAUUAAAAAAAUAGAAAUUAUUGUCCCAAAUUUGCAAAAUAGAUGAUCAUGGAGGAAGCGCCUUCCUCUUCCAGAAAACGAAAUCAUAUUACUUAAAUGACCCAUUCUUAUCUUCAGCAAGUCUUCUGUUGGUAAGGCAGGUCAAGGUGGAGAAGCUCAGCUGCACAAAAAAGCUGGUGAGACUUCUAAUCUCCUGCAACAGAGCAGAUAAUAUAGUAACCGGGAAACAACUCCACGGCAUUAUUGUGAAAUCUGGACACAUUUUUGACGCAUCCAUCGCCGCCUCUCUCACCGAUAUGUACUCAAAAUGCGGGUUUGUAAGGGAAGCUCAAUCGGUUUUUGACGUGAUAAAGCGGAAAGAUUGUGUUUUAUGGAAUGUUAUGGUUUGUUGUCAUGCUUUUAAUGGCUAUGAGAAGGAUGCAUACAAGGUGUUUGAAUGUAUGCGUCUUCAAGGAUUAGCCGGAGAUGGGUUCACUUUUAGCGUCUUGUUCAAUUCAUGUGGUACCUUGGGAUGUCUAGUGUUGGGAAAGCAGACCCAUGGUCUUGCUGUGAGGAUGGGUCUUCUUGAUGUGGAUGUAGUUGUUUGUACUUCUCUUCUUGAUAUGUAUGCCAAGUGCGGCGCCAUUGAUGAUGCUCGCAAGCUUUUUGAUUCAAUGUUGGUUAGAAAUGUGGUAUCCUGGAAUGCAAUGAUUGUUGGUUAUGGGCAUUGUAGCCAGGGAGAAGAUGCAAUUAAGGUUCUUGUUGAUAUGCUUCGUGGAUGUUGUAAGCCAGAUGAGCUAACACUUUCUAGUGUUCUUAGUUCUUGUGCCAGUUUAGCUGCUGCUAUAGAAUCUGAACAAGUUCAUGGAUUUGCAGUAAAGAAUGGCCUUCAAACUUUUAUUUCUGUAGGAAAUGCACUCAUAAUCUCAUAUGCGAAAAGCGGAAGCAUCAAUGAUGCCUAUAAAUGCUUUUGUUCGGUUUCAGAGCGUAAUUUGGUUACAUGGACUUCAAUGAUUUGUUCUUUUGCUUUCCAUGGUUUUGCUGCAAGAGCAAUAGGCUUAUUUGAAGGAAUGUUGCGAGGAGGUGGAAGACCUGACUCAAUAGCUUUUGUUGGGGUGGUUUCAGCUUGCAGCCAUGCUGGACUAGUGGAAACUGGAUUGGAGUAUUUUGAAUCUAUGGUUAAGGAGUAUCAAAUCAAAUUAUGUGAAGAGCAUUAUACUUGCUUAGUGGAUCUGCUUGGGAGAGCAGGUCAUGUUUAUGAGGCUUAUAAUGUUAUAUCUCAAAUGCCAUGCAAGCCAAAUGCAGAUGUUCUUGGGGCAUUUCUUAGUGGAUGUAAGGUCCAUGGGAAGGCUGAACUUGCGAAAUGGGCGGCGGAUAAGCUCUUUAGCAUGGAACCGAAUGAACCUGUGAAUUAUAAGUCGAUGUCUAACAUCUAUGCAUCUUCUCAGCUUUGGGAGGGUGUAUCAAAGAUGAGAAGGACAAUGGAAGAUAACUGCAGUAAGAGGGUACCUGGUUGUUGCUGGGUGGAGAUUAAUGGCAGAGUUCAUACUUUUUUCUCCAGUGAUAAGUCUCAUCCAGAAGCUCUAAGAAUUUACUCGACUUUGGAAAUGCUCAUCAAACUAAUGGCGGAUGAAUACUUUUAGAUGGCAUGAUAUCUAAAUCACAUUUAGAAGGUAAAGUUUAUGUUAUUGAGGAUUUUUUUGGCGGUAAUCUAUCAGUUGCUUUGAUUUACUGAUGUAAGACAAAAUAUAAAGUUAACUGCUCUCAAUAUUAUGAGAAAUUAUUCCGUGCAGUCAC